AUGAAGGAUUCCGCUCCCGAGCUGAAUGUGAGUAGUUCCGAAACAGAGGAGGAUAAGGAAGAAGCUAAACCAGAUGGAGAGAAAGAUCCAGAUUUUAAUCAAAGUAAUGGAGGAACAAAGAGGCAAAAGAUAUCCCAUCAAAAUUAUAUUGCCUAUCAAAAGCAAGUUAUUCGGCGAAGUAUGCGACAUAGAAAAGUUCGCGGUGAGAAAGCACUUCUUGUUUCUGCCAAUCAAACAUUAAAAGAAUUGAAAAUUCAGAUCAUGCAUGCAUUUUCAGUUGCUCCUUUUGACCAGAAUCUCUCAAUUGAUGGAAAGAUUUUAAAUGAUGACUGUGCCACCCUCGGCACCCUUGGCGUCAUUCCCGAAUCUGUCAUUUUGUUAAAGGCUGAUGAACCAAUUGCAGAUUAUGCUGCAAUGGAUGAUGUCAUGCAAGUGUGUAUGCCAGAAGAAGGGUUUAAAGGUACUGGUCUACUUGGACAUUAAUCUUUUGAACACUUGCGGACUCUACUCAGAAAUGACCAGAAGGGAGGAGGAGUUUGACAUGUUAGGGCAUUAAAGAAAAGCUGGAUCUAAGAAUUAAAUCAUGACUCUUCCAGAAGGCAGAAAAUCAUUCAAAAGUGACUGUCCCAAAUGCCUUAUGUCAAAUAAAGCAGAUUGCACUGAAGGACAUCAGACUUGAAGGAAAUGUUUCAAAUUUUAUAUUUAAGGGGUGGGGGGUGGCGGGAGGGAAAGGGCAAAUAAAGAUUGAACCAGUUUAGUAGCAGUAACAGGAAAUCAUGUUUACAUAUGAGAUUUAUAGUCACGGGAGGGAAUAAUUCUGUUAUAUUUCCUUGCUCGAGUUUCAUACCAGAUGCAUCGGUCCAUGAGGGAUUUUUAUCACAGUAGAUGGGACAACAUUCUGCUCUGAACUAAAAGUAAUUCUUUAGAGACAUAACCUGCUUACCAGUACCUGUCUUUGAUUCAUAUUUUACUUUCAAUAAAGCAUGAAAGUGAAGAACUUGCCAUCAUUGUGGAAAAGUGUCUUCAGGAGGAUUAGACUCCUCUCCGCGUCGGCCGCAGCACCCCUGCCUCACGCCCCCCAUGGCAGUCUGUCUCUUAGUGUUGGGUACAGGAGGGGGCGCCUGCGCGUCUCCUGCCGGGAGCGAGGGACUCGGUCUCACUUGGGGCUUCCAAGGCUUUUGCCUUCAAGCAUUUCGGAAAGGAUGGUGAAUGUGUAUGACUCGUGCUAGCAUCUUCCUCCAGUAUUUCUAUUAUUCAGAAGUGGGGAAUCAAAUACAUCUUGCACUUUUGAACAAUCCGACCACCUCAUCAGAAGAGGCAAGUGGACUGAAGUACAUGUGACCAGCCCAAGGCUUUUCUAAAAUGUUUUCCCAUCUUCCAAGUCCACCGUGCUUGCAUCUCACUUCUCUUCUUGAACGCAUUCUUCCGAAAUGGCCAGAAAGGAUCUUUCACAUCACUUUGUUUAAAAAAGAAAAGAAAAAAAGUGUAUGGACGAGGUAUGCCAUUUUAUUCAAUUCAGGAUUAUUAUUGUUAUUAGCAACAUAUAACUGAAGCAAUAGUCUUCAGAACAUUGAAGGACUUUGAAAUGGAAUUUAAGACUGGAAUUUGUUUCGCUGUUUUCUCUGAGAAUGUAUGUACUUCUUUGGGGCAGAGAUGCCAACUCAGGCGUCUCUUGAUAACAUUUGCUUUUAGCCUUGGGUUUGUGCUAGGCUCCCCAACCCUCACCCCCACCCCUUUUCUGAAAAUUUAAACUCAAAUAAUGGACGGGGAGGCAGGUUUCAAUCGGAGGACCAGUAACCUUGCCAGCAUCCCUUUUGAAUAGCUCUUUUUAUCAGAAUAAUUAUGGCUGUUUGGUAAAAUUAUAACUUCUUGCUUGUGUUUCCCCUCUGCGUUUGCAAUGUCUUCAGUCUGUGCACCCUGAGGAUACAGGGUUGUUUAAAUAGCCUGUGUGGGAGACAGAGCUGCCCCCAAGACCCCCAAAAACCAUCCUAGGAACCAGCUGUUCCCACCUUGAGGUCGGCACAGGGGAAGGACUCAAAGUCAAGAUCACGGAUAGCUAAUCCUGGUGUGUAGAUCUCAGUGUUUUAUUUUGCUCCAAAGAAAUGAAGCAGGAGCAUACAAGUAAUAACACGCUGAGCGACUUAAUCCGUUCCCAGGGUAAAGCCCUGUGUGUCAGCGGACACAGCCUUGCCGACGGAGCAACUGUUUGCCCAGAGGAUGUCUUCCUGGGGCUUGUCAUCAACAUGUCAGUAGCCCCCAGAAAUCGGAUACAUUUCUCCCGAUUUGCUGUUAAUAACAGUUUUAAAAUUUGUUACUUUUGAGUCUUUUUUUUUUUCUUAUGCAACAUCACACAAUAACAGCCUUUUGUAAGUCUUCCAGGCCAAUAACCCAGUCUCAGUACUGGCUCCUUUACUCCUGGGGGUGGGAGUGGGGUGGGCUUAGGGUGAGCAGGUGAUCCUCCACGAGUCUGUCCUCAGAGCCCCAGCCGUCGUCUUCCUCCUGCCUUGGCAACUUGUCCUGCUAGCGCUCCUCAGGGUGGCCACUGUGGCGCCAUAGCACCAGCGGCACUGCGAGGCUUGAUCAGGCGCAGGAGCUCGGGCCCCAGACCCACUGAGUCGGCACGUGCACCCACAGGCUGCUCUCCUCUGCUCUUUGAAGUGGAGGGGCCUUGGGCUGCAGUCUCUUUCCACCCACAAUAUGUAGUGGCCUUGCAUUGCCACCCUCACCACUUUGUACAGGUAUAAGGUGUAACCUGAACCCGAUUCUCGCCUUGUCUGUAUUUACAAACGGGUGGAGACCGAUAGGCUGUGACCACAUUGAAGUGCAGAGACUCUUUCCAUCGGGUUUUUUAUGUCAUGCACGUGUACUCUUUUAUAUUAGGCCAGUCUUCUGUAGAAGGUAUUACAAAGCUUGAAGGUUCCCCCUUAUGUUUUUAACCAUUCUUUAAUCUCAUACUAACGUGUACAACGUAUGCUGGCACAGAUUGUUGCCACUGCCUGAAAUACAGGUUUUCAUUUGGACAUCUUCAUUGGGGAUGAAGUAUCUGGGGGAAUAAGUAUCUUUCUGUGUAUUAAUGAAUGUUGUUUAGAAUUACUGUUAAUCUUUCUGCCAAAUUAAAAAGAAACAAAGUGUCUCUUUAUUUCUAUGGAGUCAUAAUCCAGAGUGGAUUUUUUGUUACUUUAAAUGUCCAGUUGGUUAGUCUGUGUGGUCAUGGACUCGAUCAGAUGCUGGUUAAUAUUUGAAGCCAAUGCUGGUAUUGAAUAACCUGUUUUAAAUGCCCAAGGGAUGAUUUAUCGCUGUCUAAACAAACUGCUGGAGUGAAAUGAGCAUUAAAGCCUGUCUUUCCUGUUACAGAGUCAUGAA
Hipposideros armiger (great roundleaf bat) is the source of this 3363-nucleotide messenger RNA. RefSeq names its product ubiquitin carboxyl-terminal hydrolase 48-like. The coding region runs from base 1 to 483 and encodes 160 amino acids. Gene Ontology annotation, molecular function: protein binding; cysteine-type deubiquitinase activity; cysteine-type endopeptidase activity. Lineage: Eukaryota; Metazoa; Chordata; Mammalia; Chiroptera; Hipposideridae. The transcript has 7 exons. Gene Ontology annotation, biological process: protein deubiquitination. The record is from RefSeq and is a predicted model, not a curated record.